Molecule: messenger RNA, 612 nt
Organism: Colletotrichum higginsianum IMI 349063
Lineage: Eukaryota; Fungi; Ascomycota; Sordariomycetes; Glomerellales; Glomerellaceae
Exons: 1
Coding region: 1-612 (203 amino acids)
Source: RefSeq, a predicted model, not a curated record
AUGGCCUCCCCGCCGACCACCGUCGCCCUACGCUCCCCCUCCAAAUACGCACCCGCCCCGCCGCCGACCUUCUCCGCCCCGCCCCUCGACUGGCUCCUCCGCACCUGGUCCGUCACCCACUCCACGCUCUCCAUGUGGCGCGACGCCCGCAACGUGCGCAUAUCCUACGCCCCCCUGGACCCCAAGCCCGACGGCGCCGCCCGCGUCGACGACCUCGUCGAGUACGAGUCUAACAAGAACCCCCCGGGCACCGGCGGCGUCAAGUCCGUUCGCGGCGUCGACACCGCCUCGAGCCCCGCCGACACCACCGCCUGGGACUGGCGCGGCAAGGGCUGGCUGUUCUUCGUCAGCAGCCACUGGGAGGUCCUCGGCUGGGGCGAGCGCGAGAUCCCCGGCGGCGAGAGGGAGAGGUGGGUCGUCACCUGGUUCGCGCCCACCGUCUUCACCAAGGAGGGCGUCGACGUCUACUGCGACCGCAGGGAGGGGCUGAGCGAGGAGGGGUAUCGCGAGGUGCUGCAGGCGCUGAAGGGGCUGGACGCCGAGGCCGUCGUCCAGAUGGUGGAGAAGGAUAUGUUGCCGGUGGAGAUAUCUCUGCCAUGGAAGGAGACUUGA